Sarcophilus harrisii (Tasmanian devil) is the source of this 5825-nucleotide messenger RNA. RefSeq names its product splA/ryanodine receptor domain and SOCS box containing 1 (gene SPSB1). Lineage: Eukaryota; Metazoa; Chordata; Mammalia; Dasyuromorphia; Dasyuridae. Bases 310 to 1038 code for a protein of 242 amino acids. The record is from RefSeq and is a predicted model, not a curated record. Gene Ontology annotation, biological process: proteasome-mediated ubiquitin-dependent protein catabolic process. Gene Ontology annotation, molecular function: protein binding. Gene Ontology annotation, cellular component: SCF ubiquitin ligase complex. The transcript is spliced from 4 exons.
CCGGCCGGCACGGACUGCUGCAGCCCCGAAAGCCCGAGCGCGGGGGCGGCCGCCGGUUGGCCGCGAGGAGCCCCGGAGCGGUUUGUCCAUAUCUUGGUCAGAGCCGGCGACUGAGGGGACUGGUGCCGGAUCCUGGAACAGACUGGAGUGGUGUUAGACAGGCAAUCCUGAAUGCUAUACAAGUUGACUGGGUCUCCUAGCAACCUUCUUUAGGAAUCUUGCCGGUAUUUGAUUGGAAAACAGGACAGAAAGGCCUGCAAUUGAUGAGUUUGCCUUGGGAGGACGAGAAAGGUGAAGUCAGACGUUAGCAUGGGGCAGAAGGUCACUGGGGGAAUAAAGACUGUGGACAUGAGGGACCCUACGUACAGGCCCCUGAAACAAGAGCUCCAGGGCCUGGAUUACUGUAAGCCCACGCGGCUGGACUUGCUGCUGGACAUGCCCCCCGUGUCCUACGACGUCCAGCUGCUCCACUCCUGGAAUAAUGACGACCGCUCGCUCAAUGUGUUUGUGAAGGAAGACGACAAACUUAUCUUUCACCGGCAUCCGGUGGCCCAGAGCACAGACGCCAUCAGGGGGAAAGUGGGGUACACGCGCGGGCUGCACGUGUGGCAGAUUACGUGGGCCAUGCGCCAGCGUGGCACUCACGCGGUCGUAGGGGUGGCCACGGCAGAUGCCCCCUUGCACUCCGUCGGGUACACAACCCUGGUGGGGAACAACCACGAGUCCUGGGGCUGGGACCUGGGGCGGAACAGACUCUACCACGAUGGGAAGAACCAGCCAAGUAAAACCUACCCUGCCUUCCUAGAACCGGACGAGACUUUCAUAGUGCCAGAUUCUUUCCUGGUGGCCCUAGAUAUGGACGAUGGGACGCUGAGCUUCAUUGUCGAUGGGCAGUACAUGGGAGUGGCCUUUCGGGGACUCAAGGGCAAAAAACUUUACCCAGUAGUAAGUGCUGUCUGGGGCCACUGUGAAAUACGAAUGCGUUACUUGAAUGGACUUGAUCGAUUCUCAAAAUUCCAGAAUAAAAUGACAUAUUAGAAGCAUGAGCAAAAGAAGAAAUAAAAUUAUCCCUAUCUGCAGAUGGAUAUGGUGGUUUAACUUUGAAAGUUCCAGAGAAUUGGCAGAGAAACUAAUUGAGACGAUUUUUAACUUCACUAAAAGAAGCAGGAUACAAAAAGAAUGCACAAAAUCAUCAGCAUUUCUCUGCACUACUAACCAAAAGGCAAGAAAACCAAGAAAUUCCAUGAUGAAAAUUGCAAAAUGCACAAAAUAUCUGGGAGUCAGCCUACCAAGGCACAUGUGGUAUUUAUUUAAAGGCAACUACAAAACACUCUAAUUUACCAAGAAGACCUGGGUUCGAGUCAUUUUAUGAAUCUGGGUAAAUUACUUAACUUACCUAUGCCUCAGGCAACUCUCUUCCAUCUUUCAAUCAAUUAAUAAAUAAUCAUUUAUUAAUCAUCUAUGUUCCAGGCACUGUGCUUAAACUCUACUAAGUUGCAGAAUAGAGGGUCCCACAGCUAGUAAGCAAGCAUCUGUGCUGGUGAUGGGGCUUCUUGUCCAUUUCAAAAAGAAAAGAAAGCUAGGAAGGCUUAAUAAUUGGAGAGAACACAUCAUUGUUCAUGGUUGGGCAGAGCCAAUGUAAUAUUUUCAAACCAUCAGUCAAUUUCUUUCUUGCAUCUUAGUAGCUCAAUUCUGUCGAAAGGUAAGAUUGUAUCUGUCUCACCUAAUAGCCCCAUCCCAGUUGGUGUUCCUCCUUAAAGUUCCUUCUUAACUCCUAAUUUGUGUGGUUUUCACUGAGGUGCAGACAAAUUAGUCAUUUGGGGGAGCCAGCUGAGAAGCCCUCCUUCUGCUCUGGCUGACUUGCUGAGCAUCUCAUCUGUAUUUGAUAGAGAAAUAUAGAAAAAGAACCACAUGUGUUAGAAAUUGACAGUGGACACUCAGUGAUCAAAGAGAAAUCUCUAGAGAAAGAUCCGCUAGCUGUCUGUGUAUUUGAAGGGCUGACUGUCACCUGUGAGAGGGACUGGGUUAGUUUUCUGAUUCCCCUCAUUUAAAUGCUUUAUGAUUCUAUGAAAUAUCUUUGGACAAAUGGUCUUUCUAAGAUGGGUUAACACCUCCUCCCCAAAAUAGUACUGAUAUAACCAUCGGGACUAGAGGUGUGAUUUCAUUAGUGCAAGGAACUCCCAGUCUUUGAGGAAAUACUCUCUUCCUAGGCAAGUAGCCAUUUUCUCUGCAUUUUUGGUAGAAUUGCCUAGAUCAGGGCUUCUUAAGUUUUUUUCCAUUUGUGCCUCCUUUUCAACCGAGAAAUUUUACAAAGGUAUAUAAAAUAGGUAUAAAAAUCAAACACUACUCUCUUCCUAUGCAAUUAGUAAUUUUCUCUACAUCUCAUGUAGAAUUGCCUAGAUCAGGGUUCCUUAAACUUUUCCCAUUUUGCUCCCCCUUUUCACCCAAGAAAUUUUAACCCAGCCCUGGUUAUAUAGUAUAUAAAAUAAGUAUACAAAUUAAACACUACUCUCUUCCUGUGCGAUUAUCCAUUUUCUCUGCAUCUUAUGUAGAAAUCCCAGGGCUUCUUAAACUUUCCAUUUUGCUCCCCCUUUUUACCUGAAAAAUUUAACCCAAUCCCAGUUAUAUAGGUAUAUAAAAUAGGUAUACAAAUUAAAGUUACUGAUAAUAAAUUGUGAUUUCUCAACCCCCAUAUUCAGUUACAAGAGCCUCUUUGGUGUCAAGAACUACAGUUUAAAAAGCUGGGGCUUAGACCACUGAGAAAGGUCAGCCAGGUUCAUGCAGUCACUAAUGCGUCCCAGGUGGAACUAAAUCUGGAUCUCUUUGGCGUCAAAGCCCCCUCAAGCCUUGCUGCCUUCUUCAUACUGAUGUAACAUCGGCAGGACACUUUAUAUACGUUAUCUCAUUUAUAGAACGAGCCACUUGUGUAAACACGUUAAGGUGUUCUUGGCUGUCUUGCGUUUCUUAGCCAGUGAUAGGCAAAGCUGCCACCUGACUUUCUCCGGACACAUACCUGGGGUCAUGAAUGGUGGAUCCCCUCCCCCUGUCCCUGCCCCUGCCUCUCCCCCCCCAACGAUGGGCAAUGGCCUGUGGUUCAGACCUUCCUCUGCAGCUGACCUUGGUGGGCUGGGAGCAGGUCUGGGCUGGCGCCUCCGAGUUCUAGCCUUGCUUUUCAGACCAGACACAGCGGUGCAUGUGGUCUCUCCACCCCCCUCCCCAGCCCCAGCCAGAGUUUUGGAGGCUGAAUCCAAAUAUUUGCCCUUGCCUUGGGUGUCCCAGCUCCCUUAUCAUCAUGUUCUGCUCUUCCCCUCCCAUCCCACCCCCAAACUACAGCCUUCAAGAGGCGACGAGAGGGGAAAACAACCACAUGAUUGGCUGCGGGCUGAACGGGGUGUUGUUGUGUUGCUGUUGAUGCUGUUAAUUUUUCUGUGGAAACCUUCUCUCUCCCCCGCUACCCCCCACUCUCACCCCCCCCCCCGUCUCAGCCUUGGCUGGGAUAAUGAAAACAAGUCCGACUGCUGUGUCUGCGGCUUCCAGAGCAGCUCGGGCUUGACCUGAAACAGCCCCAGUACCCCCGAUCAUGAGACGCUCUUCUGGGCAGAGGCGGUCACUCGCAUAUCCAGCAACCACCGGCUGGGGAGCCUGGCUUUCCAGAUGCUGAAUAAAUGGGCUGCAGCCGGUGUCUUUCACACCCUUGGGGAAGGGGGGCAGAGGGAGAAGGGAGACAGGUUUGAAUCUUGCCAUCUUGCUCUGUAACCUUGGACAAGGUGAUCUCAGACCCUCCCAGCUCUGACUCUGGCCCUUUGUCUGGUCCUGUGACCCUAAAGGAGGAUGCUGGAUUGGAAAUCAGAGGGAAUGAGCUUGCUGCAGCUCUAGGCAGAUCGCUCUACUAAGUUCUAAGUUCCUAGGGACUUUUGGUGUCCCACCUGUGGCAGAGCACGCCGAGCUUGUACGGGUCUGAGCGGCCACAGUCGGACACACUAACUCAACAUGAACAUACGGAUGUCAUUUUGGUCCUUUUUGGGAACCAAGGUCAACCAUCAACCAACAAAUCUAGGGAAUAAUAAAUUCUAGUGAAUCUCGCAAAUCCUCCUAUAAAAUGAAGGCAUUGGAUUAGAAGUGAUCUCUAAGAUCCCUGUCUACUCCCAAAUCUGAUUUUCCUCCUUGGAAUGGAGAAAGUAAAAACAAAACAAACUGGGUCCUCAAUCUCACAAGCCCUUCAGCCCCGAAUCUCUCCAUUUUGGGAGUGACUUUUGGGCAAAUUACAUCUUUUAUAAAAUAAAAGUUCCCUUUCCAUGCUGAACUGCUGAUCCUAAUUUACAGGCAGAUGAAUACUAGGGCAGAAAAGGGAUCUGCAGAGGGACGGGCAAGGCCUUGGAGCCCCCGUGAGCAGCUCAGAGAAGGAGCAGUUGCUUCUUAGCAUCCGUUUCAUUAUUUCUCUCCCGAUGGCUAGGAUUGCUCUGAGGAUAGGGAGAGGAGCAGGGCAAGGGCUGUGUCAGAGAAGCCUCUCCAGCGGCUGCCCGUGAUGCCUCUUGUUUCUGCGGCUGCAUAUCUGGCGAAAUGUAGUCAUCCCCCAGCUUGGACCUGGGAGGUUUGGGGCUGAUUUAAGUUUUCUUAGCCCGGUGACUGACACCUUCCAAAAAGUGGCUGGAAUGUCUCUCGGGUCUAGGUGUGGUGGAACAGUGGAGUGCAAAGGGAAAAGGAUUGACGUGAUCUUGGUCCAGUCACUCUUGUCUGUGUUUCAUAAUAAGGACUGAACCAGAUCCAAGGCUCCUUCCAGCUAUGAAUUUUAAUCAAUCCAAUAAGCAUGUAUUAAGCACCUACUGUAUGCCAGGCACUAUAUUGUUAUCAUAACUUGCUCUUGACACUCAGGAGCUCAGCAAGUCAUUACUGUCAGUUUCCUUGUUUUAUAAAUUGGAAAUAAUCCUUGGAAAAAAGGCAAACUUUGAAAGCACCACUUGAAUAGUAUACUUGCCAUCCAGCCCUUGGAGCUUGACACCUAGAAAGGGAAAGAGACCUCACAUCUCUGUGAUACCUCACAUCUCUGUGAUCUAAGGUCGGAGGUCCCAAGUUUGAAUUCUGAUGCUACUGGCUUUUAUUUCCCUGUGGGAAGUGUCGAAACUUUAAAGCUGUUACCUCUAAAAUGAGAGAGUGAGACCAAGCGGCUGAGGUCUGUGACCCUCUGGGGAGGUACCGAUGGUUUAUGGCAACUGGGUGGAGCAGUGGGUAGAACCGUGGGCCUGGAGUCAGGAAGAUCUGAGUUCAAAUGCAGUUUCAGAGGACUUCCCCGUGGGGUGAUCCUGGCCACAUCCCUUCUGAUAGGAGAGGGAGAGAAGGGCACCUUAUUCUCAGGGUGGUUGUGAGGAUGAAAUGAGAUAAUGUUGGACUGCGGCACAAACCAGGUUUGGGUCCAUUCUCCCUCUGCAAAAUGAGGAGGUUAGAUCAGAUGCUUUCCUUUGGCGCCUUUGGUGGUACAAUGUAUGAUAAAGUUCUGGACUAUGGGAUAAAGCCCAUAUCCUGCCUCAGACAUUGAUAGUAUGGAGAGAAUCUGAUGAUUAAAUAAGGAUAUUUGUACAUAAAAGGCUUAAAGUAUGACAUAAAUGCUGGCUCUUGUUUUUGUUAUGAUUAUUAUUCCAGCUCGAAUCACUGAAACAUCAAACUGGGAGAAAUCUGUCAGCCCAACUAGGUCUUUAAUAGCCCCCAAAAAUCUUUACUGGAAGGCCUCUUUUGUUGGGGAACUUACUACUUCCCAUCAAAGGUCCAUUUCACUUGGGGGCAGUGCUUAUAACAGUUUUUUUUUUAAGUAAUAUUUUAUUUUUCCUAAU